Fopius arisanus is the source of this 1480-nucleotide messenger RNA. RefSeq names its product erlin-1-like. The record is from RefSeq and is a predicted model, not a curated record. Gene Ontology annotation, cellular component: endoplasmic reticulum membrane; endoplasmic reticulum. NCBI's taxonomy places the organism in Eukaryota, Metazoa, Arthropoda, Insecta, Hymenoptera, Braconidae. Gene Ontology annotation, molecular function: ubiquitin protein ligase binding; cholesterol binding. Gene Ontology annotation, biological process: SREBP signaling pathway. The transcript is spliced from 3 exons. Bases 235 to 1221 code for a protein of 328 amino acids.
GUGGCGACUGGUGAAUGUCUGGGUGAUUUUGUGCUCGUGAUACAGUUGACAUCAGAAAUAUAUUUUAAAUAAAUAAUUGUCUCCAUCGAGAGCUCGCCACUAGUCUUCACAUUAGACUUAUCAUUAUUCAUUAAUCAUCACCAAACGGUAAUAAAUAACAAUCGAUAAUUCUCGUUGUUAGCAUCAUAACCUACAGUUUGUCAGAUUUCCCUGAUUUUCUGGAGAUCAGAAAAAAUGAUUCACCAGAAAUUGGUUGGCAUUGGCAUGCUGAUUGGUCUUGCAAUGGUUUUUAUUUUUUCCAUUCAUCGAAUCGAGGAGGGCCACGUGGGUGUCUACUUCAGGGGUGGAGCUUUGUUGCCUAGUGUCAGCAAUCCUGGAUUCCACAUGAUGAUUCCUCUCCUCACGACCUUCCGCUCGGUCCAGGUCACCCUCCAGACGGACGAAGUGAAAAAUGUACCCUGUGGAACGAGCGGUGGAGUUAUGAUUUAUUUUGAUCGAAUUGAAGUUGUCAAUAUCCUUAAUCCCAGUGCUGUUUAUAAUAUGGUGAAGAAUUUCACUGCGGAUUACGAUCGUACCCUCAUCUUCAACAAGGUCCACCACGAGCUCAAUCAAUUUUGCUCACUGCACAGCCUCCACGAGGUGUACAUUGAUCUCUUCGAUCAAAUCGACGAGAACCUGAAGACUGCAUUACAGAGGGAAUUGAAUGAACUCGCUCCAGGUCUCAAUAUUCAGGCUGUUCGUGUCACCAAACCAAAAAUUCCAGAGACCAUCAGCAAGAACUACGAGCUGAUGGAAGGCGAGAAAACAAAACUCCUGAUCUCCAUUCAACACCAGAAGGUCGUGGAGAAAGACGCAGAGACUGAUCGUAAAAAAGCGAUAAUCAUGGCGGAGAAGGAGUCCCAGGUCGCUCAGAUCCAGUACAGCCAGAGGAUAAAGGAGAAGGAAUCCCUCCAGCGAAUGGCUGCCAUCGAGGACGAGAUGCAUUUGGCCCGUCAGAAGAGUCGCUCUGACGCAAAUCAUUAUCAGAUGCAGAAACAGGCAGAGGCCAAUCGACUUCUAUUAACGAACGAAUUUUUGGAGCUGAAGAAAUACGAAAGCCUGGCUAACAACGCGAAAGUCUACUACGGCCAGGAAAUCCCCAAGAUGUUCGCCAUGGGCUGCUCCAUGGAAUCUGCCCCGCAGACCAGUGUCAAACCGUCGGAGGAGACCAAACAGAGUUAAUCAUCCUCCAUUAUUAGACCCAUUAUUUCAACUCAUUGUGAUAAUUAUCUCGUUUCUCGUCUUGUACUGUGUGAAAUAAUUCAUUAUCAUCCUUCAUCAUUCAUCAUAUUUAAGAAAUAAAUAUUAUUUUGUAUUUUUGAGUAUUUUUGGUGAAUCACAAUUCGAGAUUCGCUGAGCCGAUUAUCCCAAGACAGCAUUCAUUUUCAAAAAAUUUUUUAGAGCUUUGAAAUGAACCCUGAUUUUUUGAAAUCGUAUCGUU